Molecule: messenger RNA, 3446 nt
Organism: Syngnathus typhle (broad-nosed pipefish)
Lineage: Eukaryota; Metazoa; Chordata; Actinopteri; Syngnathiformes; Syngnathidae
Product: hippocalcin-like protein 1
Exons: 5
Coding region: 448-1029 (193 amino acids)
Molecular function (GO): calcium ion binding
Source: RefSeq, a predicted model, not a curated record
ACACAGCGUCUUUCUUCCGUAUGCAGACUCCACUGGAGGAGAUCACGCUAAGCAUGCUCUGCGGGACUCGGCGCGUGUGAGACUGGCCGGGGUUCAGUGCGGGCAAUCCGUCAUCCAUCCAUCCUUCCCUCCGAGGCGCAUCGAGACGCUCGGGGCGACCGCGGAUGUGCGCGCUGAGCAGGCGCACAAGUCGCGUCUGAAAGCGGGUCGCGAUCGAGCCAGCAUCCGCUUCCCUUUAUAAUCCCCGCAGCACGGCGAGGAAGGCGCCCAGCAUCCUUCCAUCUCUCCGCGGCUGUCCUUGCACCCUGCCUGGCUAAUCGGAGCGGACGUCCUUCCCCAUCCAUAGAUCGCCUUACAUCGGGUGUUAAAAGCGACCAGCGCGGUGCUGCCGUCACUGUCAAGUCCAAAAAAAAGGCCCCCCGAAACCUUUUUGCCCGAGCUGUCGCCAUGGGCAAACAAAACAGCAAGCUGCGGCCAGAGUUGCUGCAGGACCUGAGGGAGAACACAGAGUUCUCCGACCAUGAGCUGCAGGAGUGGUACAAGGGUUUCCUGAAAGAUUGUCCCAGCGGAACUUUGAACGUGGAGGAGUUCAAGAAGAUCUACGCCAACUUCUUCCCGUACGGCGACGCGUCGAAAUUUGCCGAGCACGUCUUUCGAACGUUUGACACCAACGGCGACGGGACAAUAGACUUCCGGGAGUUCAUCAUCGCCCUGAGCGUGACGUCGCGGGGAAAGCUGGAGCAGAAGCUCAAGUGGGCCUUCAGCAUGUACGACCUGGACGGCAACGGCUAUAUCAGUCGUGAGGAGAUGCUGGAGAUUGUACAGGCUAUUUACAAGAUGGUGUCCUCUGUAAUGAAGAUGCCAGAGGACGAGUCCACGCCAGAGAAGAGGACGGAUAAGAUCUUCAGACAGAUGGACCUCAAUAAUGACGGCAAGUUGUCCCUGGAGGAGUUCAUUAAAGGUGCCAAAAGUGACCCCUCCAUCGUCCGGCUACUCCAGUGUGACCCAAGUUCGGCCUCCCAGUUCUGAACACCCCCCCACACACACACUUCCCCUGUUGCUAUGACAACGGUCAUUGAAGAUAAAUGCAUGAUGGUUCUCUCAUAUCAUCUUUUAUUUAAAUGUUCGUGUUUGCAAAGCGAGGUAAUAUAAGAAGGAACGCAUCACGUGUUAUCUUGUUUAUUUUUGUAUAUGUCAGCUAAUAUCAAAGGACAUACUUAUCGAUGAGAGCGGGUCAUGUUCCUAAACGUGCUCUGGAACAUGAGCAGCGUCUCAUCCAGCACAAACAUGUAUAUCAUGUAUAUAUCUAUAUAUAUCAUGUCUAAUGUGUACCAUAAAAUGAAGCUAAAGGCGGUAAAGUAUUAUGUAGCGUAGCCUCUUGGUGUCAUUUGUAUGGCCGAUAUUGGUUGCAAUUUUAUUUGCUUUUAAUUUAUUUCAAUUUAAGUACAUUUUGGAUGCUAUUACAAGGAUAUUAUUUUAUUUCCUCAUUUAGUGGUCAGGGGCAUUUAUUUAUUUAACUGCAUAUCUAUUGGGAGAGCCCUUUAUUUAUACAGAUUCUUAAUUAAGUGUAUUGUGAUUAAAAGUUCAACACAACUGAAAUGCACUUCACAAAUGCGCAAAAACAAAAAAAACAGUAUCCAUACGAGUGCUCAAAUUGAUUUGAUAGGCUGCUUACGUGCUGCUGUUUUGGUUAGCAACAACUUGGGCCACUAUUUGAGGAAUAAGAAGAGACACGGCUGCGGCUGUCGUCAUCAUAAUUUUGCUAUUUUGAUUUGUUUAUUUGUGUUUUGUACAUAAGGCAUUCAAGUCAAUUUGUUUGUACAUUUUUUUAUCGUUGUCGUAUUAAAUAUGACCAUAUUGUUGUUGAUAGUGACAGAGAGAAAUGACAAAACGGCAAUGGUAAGGUUGGAAGUGAAAUACAUGCAUUUGAUAUUAUGACAAAAAAACAGUAGCACACUUUUUGUGUUUAAGUAUCAAGUUUGAUUGUGUGUAUGCAUGUUGAUAUGUAUGGAAUGCUUGAGGUUAAUUUAACAGUAUUAUUAUUAUUAUUAUCACAAUAACCCAUCAGCACUGCAUGAACCUAUAAAGAAAAUAAUCCCCAAAAAUGUUAUGCACGGCGGUAUCUUUUUGAACUCAGCAUUGUACCCAGCAGAAAGAAAAAACAAAAAUCUUGUUUUGACUCCCGGGUCACUCACUAAGGGCUCGCUCAUCACUCGGAACGUUUUAAUCGCCUCCUGGAUUAGUCUGCUUAGCGGGCAGGUCGAUGAAGGGAUAUGUGUCACAAGAUUAGUCCGGUAUUUUAUCGUGAAUUCCAAAGUUGCGGCUGUGUUUACGGGAUGUUCAGACAUUUUUAGAGCCGUUGGAUUUGUUGACAAAACAUUUUUCAUUGAACAAAGAAGCCCGGGUUUGAAAUCUUAAGUGCUUAUGUAGGAGGAAAUACACUCUGCAGUAAAAAUUCAGAGCAGACGGUAAUUUGUCUAAGUAGCAUAAAGGCCGCACUGGAAAAGAAAAUUUCAUCGAGGAUUGCAAGAAUAGAGUCAUAAUUUUAGGAGGAAAAAAAUUCAUUCAAGUUUUUCUUGUACUGCAACUUUUUGUGUAUUUGUAACUUCAAAAGUCAUUUUUGAAAUAGUACAAAUGUAUUUGACGAUUACAACUUUUAGUCUUGUAAUUUUAUGACUUUAUUCUUGCAACUCUUCUUUUAUACACGCAACUAACCCAGACCAUAACUUAGGGUCUACUUAACAUUCCAAGGUUAAUAUUAAAACUAGGCUCAGAUAACAAAGCAUUUUCUUUUGAAUACUAAGAUUUUUUUCAAUGUCGCCCUAAGACUCCUUUUUUUUUCAGUUUUUCCUCCUUUUUGUUAUUUGACUGCAGUAGAGCGAAUACAAUCAAAACGGUUGAAAUAUCUUUAGGUCUUCACCUUUUUAGUGCACUUUCAUUCUAUCAACAAAACAGUGUUUGCUAUAACUAGACAUUUUACAAGCAUGAAAGCCCUUUUAAAAAAGAAAAGAAAAAAACAUUUCACUAUCCAGCUUUUCUCAUGUCAGAAUAUUGGGUGUGAUUGUUUUUUUUUUUUAUUGUCCUAAGUCAAACACUUGCUCGACCUGAUUUUUCUUUUUUUAAAGUUUCCUAUUCAGCUCGUUUUAUUUAUUUUUAUAGCGUUACUGCCUCUUGCUGGUAGGAUAAGGAACAACAAUGUUUUCGAUUGUCACUGCUUCCUCACAUGAACUUGCUAUUUUGUCUCAGAUCUAUUCUUUCUUUCUUCUAAUCGAACCGUUACACUGCAAAUGCACCCUUCCUAACUUUUCUGUUGCAUGGAAAAAAAAAAACAUGUGGGGAUUUGUUCUACUGGACCUGAAUGACCAAUAUAGGUAUAUUUGUUCCAAAAUUGCACGUGUGGUCUCUUCUGUCAAUAUUGGUUCGAAAUAAAAUUAGGAUAUAAACUA